Pseudopipra pipra is the source of this 24254-nucleotide messenger RNA. RefSeq names its product protein hinderin-like. The record is from RefSeq and is a predicted model, not a curated record. The transcript has 5 exons. The coding region runs from base 36 to 491 and encodes 151 amino acids. Lineage: Eukaryota; Metazoa; Chordata; Aves; Passeriformes; Pipridae.
GGUGGAGGCGCGCGGGGAGUGGCGGCUGUUUCAAGAUGGCGGCGGCGGCCGCCGGUGAGGGUGGAGGUCCUUGCUGGAGCCGUGGCCGUGGCCUUUCUGAUGAAGAAGAGCCAAUGGUACCCGUUUCAGGAGUGUCUACAAAAGGAAAUUUUAAAACAGGCUGUUUGCCAAAGUAUCAGACAAGUCAAACUGAACUCAAGGUACCUGUAGCUGUUGCUUCUGUUUCCAUGGAUCCGGAUAGAAGUGUGGGAGAUCUGACAGGGCAGCAGGUCACUAAUGAAGGAGGAAUGAAGAGUGCUUCUUUAAAGGAUUUGUGUCCUGAGGACAAGAGACGCAUUGCAAACUUAAUUAAAGAACUUGCCAGGGUAAGUGAAGAAAAAGAGGUGACAGAAGAACGGCUGAAAGCUGAACAGGAAUCAUUUGAGAAGAAGAUCAGACAGCUAGAGGAACAGAAUGAACUUAUCAUCAAGGAAAGGGAAGAUAUCCUUUAAAAAUAUGUGCAAUGGCUCACUGAAAUAAAAAGUGAACUACAGAGAAAUAAUUGUUCUAAUUUAUGGCAUAGAAUAAAUCUGCAUGUGCUGCCAUUCAAAAGCAAUCAGAGAGAUGACUUGUCAGCAUGUGACACUGGUUCAUUUGAGCUUAAAACUGCAAUCCAGCUGUUCCUAUGAUGUUGUUUUGCUAUGAAAUAGAUAUUUGUCAACUAAAAAUGACAAUAAGGAAUUUAUGCAUUAAAAUAUGAUUAUAGAUUAUUUUUUUUUACUUAAUUCUGUUAGGUGGCUUUAAUUUAGGUCUAAAACUUGUAUGGUAUUCCAUUUCUCUCAGUGUCCAGAGAAAGACAAUCUACACUGAAGGCAUAUAAACUACAUAUAUGUACUAGGGGGUUUAGCCAAUUUUGACUUGUUUUGAUGUAGGGUUGGUUUGUUUGUUUAUAAACAGCUGAUUCUUUUUUCUUGCAGACUGUCACUUGCAUUUUUUUAAGCUCCAUAUGCUUAGUCCCAAUCUUGGAAUAUCACGUGCAAAGUCAGUAUCAUUGCAGGAACUGCAGUUUUCCUUUGGUGUGAUGUUACAGACCUUUACAAAAUUCUCUUCUUCAUUUCUCUUCCAAAUCUCUGCUGUCAAUGCUUUGUUGUUUAAUUUCUCAGAGAUCUGAUGGUUGACUAUAGUGGGGUGUGGAAGAGACGGUGCUGCAGCUACAACAACAGCAAAUAGUGUGUGGUUCAUCAGGAGCUGUAUUUCCAGUAUGCAAGAUAAUAAUGCCUGCUGGUUUUAGGAAGCAUGAUGCAGCCUGUAUACAGUACUGUUUUCAGUCCUGAGUUAUGCCUUGUUCAAGAUAAAAAUGACAGAAGUUGAGGAGAAGGGCUGCUUGAGAUGAUGGGGGGCCUGGAGGAGCUAUUUCCUGAGCAGAAGCUGAAGUGUGUCUGUAUGUGCUUUUGAAUAGUGACUGGCCAUGUAGAAUUAGGUUGGAAUGGUGGUGGGGUGAAUAGGGGAGAGACAAUGCUGAGGCAAAAAUGGGCUAUUCAAGGUAUGAGCCAGUGUUGAAGCAGAAAUAAACGGACAUAAACAAUCCACAAACUUAAACAUGACCUUGGAGGAAGGUUCUGGAAAGUUCAAGCAAUCCUAGUUCACUCUUUAUCCCUGGGAGGCUUAACAAAAAAAGCAGUUUCUUUUUGAUGGAACUUGCUUGGCUUACAAAAGGCACUCAGUGAUGUGUGGUCUCUGCCAGCAGGGGAUUGCCCUUGGCGACCCAGAAGAUCCCUUGUGUCACAGUGGCACUUAAAUUGUUAGAAAGAGUUUUGCCUGUUUGUACUAAAUAAUAUACACAUCAACAAACUUAGCUGGCCAAGAACAGUUACUGGAAAAUAUUAAAUCUGAUGUAUUCAAGAGCCAUUAGCUGUGGCUACAACUCUACUACAUUAAUUUCACUAAAUCAGUGUUUUGUUGUGUAUUACAUCUUGUGUAUCCAGUCAGCUCAUGAGUGUGGGUGGGAUGCAUAUUCCUGAUUAAUUUUUUUAAAAUUUAUCCACAUAAAGCUUUCACUAAUUUAUGUAAGGUUUAUUUGGCUACCGGGAAGUAGACAUUUUUGCUUGUGGUGUUUUUUUUUUUUUUUUUUUGUUUUUUUUUUUUUUUUUUUUUUUUUUUUUUUUUGUUUUUGUUUUUGUUUUUGUUUUGUAGGCUUUCUUUCUUUCUUUCUUUUUUUUUUUGCCCUUUGCUAGAAAUAGAUUGCGCAGGCAUGAAUAUUUUUCCAGAAGUCUGGUAGACAUGGCAGGAGGUUAAUGCAUGCAAUUUUACACUUCAUAAAACUUUGUAAAACCUGGAAAUAUAAAACAAGGUUAUAAUUUAAAACAAUAUAAUUUUAACUGCUGCAAUACUUGCCUAUCAUACAUGAAUGAUUCAAGAUUUUCAACGUAACUCUGAUCAGUUAAUUUUUUAAAGCUUGUUGCAGGGACAAGAAAUAGUAGAAAUGACUUGCUGAGUUUGAAUACAGAUUAUGGCCAUUUCAAGUACAGCAACUUGAAAUUCUUCAAGUUUUUCUGGAUUGUGGAGUUCACUUGCAAAUAAGAUGUCAGGGAUAUAAAACCAUAAGAAAACGUCUGCAAGCUAAUCCAGUAUUUAAAAAUUAUCCUGUGGUAAUAAAUUUGUUCUUCUGAUAUAAUUGCAGAUAUCCAGUGAAGUGUAAUUCCAACUUGGUAAAGGUUUAAUUCAUUUAGCAUGGGCAGUCUGUUUUUUUUUUUUCUGGCAACAUGUAUUUUGUUGAUUCUCUCUUUUUUUUUUUUUUUUUUCUUAUUGAGUUUCUUGCAGAUAUUGUUUGGUGCUUGAAACUCCUACUUUGAAGCAAAUCUGUCUUUAUUUUGCUGUCGUUGAUUAUUUUUUUCCCCCAAGAAGCUGUGAGGACCCCUCUGUUAGAACUCAUUGCUGAUGAACUAUUACAGAAGCUUUGGGAGUGGGGAAAUGGGUGGUAUGCAGUGAACUCACCGCAAAACUUUGAGUAACUUAGCAGUAUUUGAAAUCCAGUAUCUGUCUGCAGCCUAAGCUCACAUUUGCUUUGGAAUUGGUCAGUGUCAUCUGGGUAGGGAACAGCAGCUAAAAUUUCAUGCAAAUUUAAAAGUCAGUUCUAUCCUUCCAUUGCAGUUGACACUUUAAAAAAUUGAGUAGUUAUUACCAGGGCAUUCCACUAGUGGGGGACAACCCUGAUGAGCACGCUGUGAACCACGAAUAGGCCAGCCUGCUCUUAGCAUUGCCAAGUACUUACUAUCACAGAAUUAAGGAAAAUUAGGGAUUUCAAGUAGUUGCCCGGUCUACAACUUUUUCCUAAAGCAGUAUUGUUAGACCUGUCAUAUUAUAAUUUGGACAAAAGUAGGUAUUUUGGCUUGGUUUUUCUCAAGGCAUUUAACACUUGAAACUGUCUUGUUUCAAAAGAAGCUUGAUCUAAAGUGUUUCAAACAAUUCCAAAACCAAAACAGGAUCAAAACUUUAUUUUGCUUGUAAUAAACUCUUGUAAGCCUUUUUUUCUGGAAAGUUCUAGUGCUGUUGUUCUUAGGAGAUGUGAUGCCUAGUGGUGUUAAUGUGCAUGUGCUGUGAUGACAUCUCUUGCUCUUAUUAAAAUUUUCCCAGUUAAGCUGAACUGGAAGAUCCAGUAACAGGUGCCCCUGUUCUUUUGAUGCCCUCCACAAUGAAAGCAUCUUACAGCUGUGAAGACGAGGAAGUGGUGGGAAAAAAUCGUUUUCUGAAAGCGAAGAUUAAGUAAGAGGUAGAGGGAAAAAUGUGAGAGUGUGUAUUGGGAAAGUGAGAUCUAGAACCUGGCUGUAAAGAAAGACUUGGAAAAGGAGGUUAGGCUGGAAAUGGCUGAUGUGAAAGCAGUAAAAGCCUGUGAGUGAUGAGUUCAGAAGUGUUUGGGAUAAGCAGUCAGGGUUAAGGAAGAACCAGGAUGGUGGCAGUUGGCCUAGGAUCAAGCAGAUGAUUGUGAGACAGCUGGUGGAGGCAGGGAUGUGUCUGUUCUGUGUAUUCCAGCACUCUCCAAACUUUGAAGCAGAAUUUGAGGCGAAGCUCAUGUGAGAAAGGUGUUACCUCCCUCUGUGUCUUCCUCAACAUCCGCUCUUGGUAUUUGUCUUCUGGAUACACACUGGGUGACUAAACUGCUUCUAGUGGCCAUCUAAAUUCUGGCAUUGAUUUUGGAGUGUGUGACUUGCAACUUCCUUUUUCUUAUUUGUUUCAUUUACAUUUUCACAAUAAGGGAUGAGGAGUGUGCAGCACACUUAGACAACUUGUGCUGCCUGUUUUUCCAGCUCUGCUAGGAGCUGUUAAUAGAAAAGCUGCUGGCUUUCCUUCCCCCCCCAACAUAUUUUCAUGCACCUAUUAUUAAUUUAGGUCCUAAAUAUGAUUUAAUUUAACAAUCAGGAAAAUAUCUUUUGUAAGAUGCCCCAGUACUGUCAUGAUAGAUGUCUUAGGAAAAAAAGUAUAAUAAUGAGAUUAUUAAAAAACAAAUACUACUGUUAUUUCAGAGCCCAAAGAAAUAAGGUUGUGGUCUUUAGCUUUUCUUAUUAUCACCAUUGGGGAUUUUUUUCAUGUAAAUUUGAUGAUGUUGCAUAAAUGAAGAAGAAGAAACAAUCUUAACAUGUCUGUAAAGAUUUAUUCACUGGGCAGAGGAAACUUUAAAAAAAAUUUGAAAAAUUGGUUAUUGAAUUCUAAGCUCUGCUUAAAUUAUCAUUAUGUAGACAAAGGAUAGGCAAGUAAAGAGAAGAAGAGAUUCUGUUUAUUACUAACUUCUUUUUGUAAAUCUAAAUUUAUCAGUCCUACUAAACUGCUGUUUUUGCGCAUAUUUAGAACGUACCUGGGUUAGUUAAGCUUUUUGUUGGAAUUAUUUCUGACUGAACACAGACUUACAGAAUGGUUUGGGCUGGAAGGGCCUUUAAAGACCAUCUAGAUCCAAUGCCCCUGGCCAGGGACACCUCCCAGUAGACCAGGUUGCUGAAGACCAAGCCAAGUUCAUAUGACAAAUCCCAUGUGAUUUACGUGGUUAGUCUUAAAAUUGAUCACAGACUCUGUUUACACAUGUCCUUAAUAUUAUAGAACUACUUAAUUAGUUGAUUUUGCAUGCAGUUAAUGUGAAUAUUAAUUUAACUAAAACAGUUCAUUUGCUGAUAUUGUUAGUGAGACAUAGAAUAUUAAUUUGCCGGAAGAAUAAUGAGCUUUAUAAGCAUUAUCUAGAGACUUUAAUAAAAUGCUUUUAGUUUUGCCAUAGUACUGUUCAUUACAUUAGUCUUGCACACAUAAAUUAGGGUACUUACAUAUUUUCUCCUUUUCCUAUCUUACUGUGUUAAUGGAGAAUUAGUAGUAUUUUUCAGAAGAAAAAUAGUUGCUGGCUUUACUUAAUACAAAGAACAAAGUGAUAGAAAAACAGGUAUCAGAGUACAGAAUUCACUUGCUUGUUCUGUCAUACCUUUCCUCUGUAAUGCUUAAUUUGCUUUUCUGAAAACGCGGAGAGAAACACGCGGUUCUGCUUCCUUUCCUUUUUUUAAUCUGACCCAUCAGGUUGUCAUCACAAGUGAAGAAACAAAAAGAGUCUUGCACAAGGAGGCUUUGGCAAUGUAUUUGGUGCAAUGUGUGGCCCCUGCUUGGCAGAUACCUGCGUGUGUGUCCCUCCCCAUGGCAGCUGUUUGCAAGAGGACAGUUAGUCUGAACUCAAAAUGACAACACAGUGUCAGGGGGAACUGGGGUAUGGAAAUUAACAGUAUAGUUAAGCAUGCAUAUAUAUGAAAGUGGGUCCCUGCCUUGUUGCUCACCCUCCCCACCCCUAACAGAAAAUAAAGGACAAGAAAAUUUCUAUAUGAAGACAAAUUUUCUGUUUGCAGGAAACUUGUACAUAGUGCUUUUGAAAGUCAGGCUAUUUAUUUAAGACUCAGUAACAGUUUGAGAGUUCGACUUUGGCUAAGUCUGUUCCUGAUGGUAUAGUUUCUGACAAGUUAGGAACUGAGGGUUUGAAAUGACCGUCAUUAUUUUUCUUUUAUUUCUUAACUUGGCUCCCUUGGCUUAUCAGUUUAAUGUUUUUUCCUUUCUAUUUUUCAUAUGUGAAUGCAUACUAUAUAUCUUCUUGUGCAUCAUAAUUUGUUUGAAGGUGUGUGAGGAGAAUGAAAAAGUUAGUAUUUUGUCCCUUUCUUUCAUUUUAUCCAACUGCUUCACUCUUUGAAGGUGUUUUCCUUACUGUUAUUUCAGGUAUCUUACUAGUAAAUGUUUCUAAGCAACCCUUGAGGUCUAUUGAAAAAACCCUGCACUUAUUAAAAAGUCUCUAAAUAUUUAUAUACUAUUCUGUAACUGCAGUAUUGGCUAAAUAAUGUAUGUAUUUACGAACUUAAAUGUAGAAAAAUCCGUCAAGGACUAUUGGGUAAAUAAGAUAUUUUGAAUUUUUCAUUAACUUUUAAACUAAAACAAGGUGAAACGUUGUAAUGUUGAGUGUUCAAGUGGAUCAAUGGCUGCAGAUGCAUUUGAAACUGAGCUUUCUAUGUUUAAUCCUAGCUAGUGCCUUAGAGCACAAGCUGGCUACAUUGUCCAUGUUGUGAAAAUACCCAGAAUCAACAGGCAGCAUCUAAACAGUCAGCAACAGCCUCUGUAGAAUGUGAGCUAGACAGGCUUUUUGCCCUAAACCUUUGCACUUAAGUGGUGUGGGAUUGUCUGUGAGAUGGUACUGUCAAUACAGAAAUACAGCUGUGGGGUGAGGGAAGCAGACUUGGUCUGUGUUUUGUACCAGGUGUGGAAUGGUUCAGUGUGUGGCUGACACAGAAGACUUUCCCACCUGGUAGCUCUGGGACAGAAUUUUGGAGGCCCCCCGUGGUGAGCAUUGAGGGUUAGUGGCAUUCUUGCAUCUCCUCAGUUUCAUGACAUUUUUGUACUGUGGUGAUCUGUUCCUGGUACUAAAGACUUGGUGUUUCUGAGCUGUCUGACUGAAUAAGAGCUAGAGUUCUGCUCUGCCAGGUUGUUGAUAACCACUGGUCUCUAAAUGCUUCACAGACAGCCUGUCUCCUAGCUCUGGGUUUCUUAAGCACAGACAUGAUAUUAUCUGUGUUAACUAUCUGGUGUGGGUCUCAGAACUGGAUAUUUUGAUGGGCUACCCCUGUCUAAACCGAACAGGAGAGACCUGUCAUUAGAAAUGCUCCUUCAGCCUCAUGUAUCAACAUCAGGUACCAUAAGAAAAAAACACUGAAGUAAUUCAGAUCAAAAAAAAUAUUUCUCUAUAGAAGUCAGGCUGGGCAGUUUAAGUGUCUCAGGUGAAAGACAGAUCUUCCUUUUUUUUUUUUUUUUCCCAGACACUGACCAGGCUACUUAACCUGACUGAAUUUGACCCCUGGUUUUGUGGCUGCUGCUGAAACAUUUGGCUUUAGGCAUAUGAGCUUUCAAAGUGAUGUUUGAGUUAAGUUUUCCUUUAUGACAUUUAGCUCAUUUGGAAACAAAGACUGAGAUCUUUUAAAAGGAGGCACAAAUGUGAAAAUGAGAUCAUUAAUUGUUGAAGCUGGUACUGUAACAAAUUGACUAGAAAUGUGGAUUCAGAGAAAUUGAUGUACUUUAUCCUUCCAAACUAAAUGAAUUCUCCAUCUGCUUCAGCUUCUCAACUAUAAUGAGGACGUUGGACUGACUCUGCUAUUGGUUUCUCUGUCUUCCUGAACUAUUUUGGAAAGUUUAAACAUUUCUUGCAUGAUUAAAUACACUUUCAAUAAAUCAAUCUCAUAGUAAUUGUUGUUCAGGAGAGUUCAUUAUUCAGUUCAGUCUUUUAAAUUACUGUUCUUCUUUAAAGGAUUCUUCUUACGUAAUGGCUUCUGCUAAAUCCAUUUGCCAUGCUCUGGCUUGUAAUUACUUUAGAUUUGAAGAAUAAAAUGAAUGGCUUUAUUAUUAAUCAGUAGCAAAUUUGUCUUACUGUUUUUAGAGUGGCCUUCGCUCAUGAAAUAGUUUUAAUGGUCUGGAUAGCAAAACACUUCAUACCUCUCUUUCAACAGAGAUUUAGUGAAAGCAAUCAGAUAGUUUUGUGGGUUUUUUUUCCUUCCACCACUCCCCCAUCAAGCAUUUUGUCACAAUGACUGUCAUCACAUGUUUGCUGUUGUAAGCUGCUGGCCCUCUGAAAGCCUAGUUUUGCUACCUGGUUUUAGAUUGGAAAUUUUUCAGGCUGGGGUAGCCUUUAUUUUUGCCUUAUGCUGUGGAGAGUACAUUGCACUUAAACACAGCAUUAAUUUAACAUUGAUUUAACAUUGGCUAUUACAGUGGACAUUGGCCUGUGUGAACUUUGUUACUGUUCAAACAUGAUGAAAACUUAAGCUAUUUCUUACCUCCUUUCUAUUGUUGUGGGAUUUCUUAGUUCUUAUUGGCAGUGCCUUUGUAGUCAGAGUUGCAAGUCUUUGCUGUACCUCUCCAAAGCAAAAUUCCAUCUUGUUUGACAGCAGCUGAGGCUGGGCAGAUAACUGUCCUGUGUGAAUCUUCUCAAUUUGGCAUCAGUUCUUUUUCCACAGUCUCUUGUAAAGUUGUUCAAACCCAUCCUUAAUUUUAAACUGCCAGUCAGUGCAAAGUAAUAUAAAUACAUUUUCAGCCUUGCUAAACUUCUUAGGAUCUAGUGGAUGUUACAUUAAUAUCUCAAUUUCAGAGAUUACUUAGAAAGUGAAAGUGGGUUAGUUGUAGAGUUAUAGGCAUUCAGUAAAUCUCAGCUUUUAAUUUCUUUAGUAAUUCAUUGCUAUAACAGCACUCUUGGUUUUGUUUCCUCUGUCAAUUGUGAUGUUUAACCAGGGCUAAGAAUUUUGAGUAAUGCUGAGGAAUUGGAGAAAACAUCCAAAGAGAAAUGAAUAGCAUCCUUGAAGUCCUAAUUCCAUGGCUCUCUAGGAGGUUAUUAAAAGUAUAAGUGUAAAACUGGGUGGAAUUUAUCCAAAUACAGGAACUUCAUUGAAGACUUCAAUAUAUACCUUCUGUCUUUAGUUGCAUUGGCAUCACACUCCUUGCUCUAGUUUCAGGGGUUGUGGUUUUUUCGUUCCACAUUUACAUUUUUCACUUCAUAUCCUCGUAUGUAUAUGUUUAUUUAAGUACCUUUUUUAAUUGUGGAAGUGGUAAGCUUUUCCUGAUGGCAGCGUGGUCACUUCCAUUGCGUAAGUGUCAAGAGAUUUACAUAAAGGUCAGCCCCUUCUUGGGACAAAAAAUACCCCAGGGUUUAUAGCACAGGGAGUACAGUUGUAGUAAUAAGGAUUAUGUUGCUGAUAAGUUCCCCUCAAGGCCCCAUGAUGGUAAUACCCCUAUAUUUUGUCUUUAAAGAAAACUGCUGAGAGGCAAUAAUUUUUUUUGUAUGUGUCCCAUUUUCAUUAAUGCAUGGUAAUUGAUGGAGUUGCAGUGACUUGUAACAGUAAUGAGUUCUAAACAUAAGAAUGCACUCCUUUCUAAUAAGUGAGCACUGCUGGGGUUUAAAAGCGUACUAAAUCAGUUGCUUUAGUAUGAAUUUAUUAGUUUUUUUCAGCAUUAGCUUUAAUAGUAGUUAUUUACAUAAGCGUACAUCCCAUUAACCGCCAUCAGGGCUGGAAAACAUGCUGAACUGUUCAUAUUUUCAUAUAAUUAUUGAACAUAAUGGUUUCAUUUGCAUUUCUAAACAGUGAUGUUUCUGUCAGGCUUGGAAAUAGUGUCUUUACGCAGUCCCUAUUUCACAUCCACUUAUUUGACAUCGUUAAAUUUUAUGCUAAUGUGCUUCCCUAGAAUGUCAUCAGUAGGACAGAUGCUUGCACUUUAAUAUACAAAUCAGUGAUGCUUUUCCCUCCCCCCUCCCCUGAACUGCAAAAGAAAUAAAAAAGCAUAUCUGCACUUUUUAGAUAUAGUUUGUUUCAUUCUACAGAAUCUGUGAGAACUGAAACUUCGGUUUCAGCCCUACCAGUCACUUCCAAAUGCUGUAGUAACAGAGGCCUUUGUUAUGAGCAGUGGGGGAGGAAAAGUCUUCUAAAGUUCAAGGCAAUGAUGUGUUAAAAUAAAGAUUGUAGCUUUGAGCUUGCCUCCUGUGUAAGACCUGGAGCUUCAUAGAGCAAGUUGCCUAUUCAGGCAGUGGCUUGGCUUUGCUGGCGGCAGAGCAUCGCUGUGGAGAAGGUUCAGUGAGGGAGCAGUUUCAGCUGCUGCACUUUGUGCUUGUCAGAAGAAAUGCACGUGGGAUUCUACAUUGUCAGGUUUUUAGUUUUGCAUUUAAGAUUUUUUUUUUUAAUUUUGCAGAGGUGCACGAGACCACACUUAACUAAGUGGUGAUGGUGGUUGUUGUAUGAACGGUGUUGUCCUGUUUCUUUCUAGAAAUGUCAGAGCUUUGAUACUUGUACUGAAGUUAACACUGAAAGUUAACGCAAAAACCUAAGCAACAUUGCCAGUAAUUGUACUUCUGAAAAUUGAAGUGGUGGAAUAAAAGUAAACAAGUAUAAUCAGCACCACCACCAAAACCACACUGCUUUUCUUCCAUUUGAAAAUGAGACUAGUGUGUUGCAUCUUGUUCCGUAUGAACUUCAUCUUGGGACAACUUGCUUACCAUUGCAAGUUGGGUGCUCAGGGUGGAGCAGGUGAGUUGCAACCUGCAGUAUGCAGUUGGGGUCACAGGAAGAAGUAACUAUAGAGAUGGAUACAUAGUGUGUUGCUUACCAGCCAGACAUGACGCAUGUGAAUGAGUGUGGAAAGCCAGAGAAUGUGCAGCUCAGUUCUUUGCUUUUCCUAACUUACCAUAUGUGUCAUUGGGCAACUCUGCUGUCUUCUCUCCUAGUUGCCUAUUUAAAAAUUUGUCAUACUGCUUGCUGGCCUUUAUGUGACGUGAAAGGUUGAAUGUGUGCAUGUUGCUCAGUUAUGGCAUUUCAUGGACAUGCUCUGAAAAUCUUAAAUAAAACCAAAAAUGUUACGGUCAAGCAGGAGACUGAGAGAAGUAUGUCACACAGAUUUGUCAUUUUCAUUGUUUUAAACAUAAAAAUAGAUGUUAAAAAGCAUCUCUCUUGGUUGUGUCAUAGAAGAAGGUUUGAAGGAGGCACCCAAAUGGAAAAGGGUACUUGGACUGAAAUGAAAAGGCAUAUUUUAUGCAUGAAGGGGCAAGUGAGCAAACUGGAGAUAUACUCUGAUGGGUUCUGGGCUUGUGGUGUCUUUAAUUAUAGAUGAUUAACAAUUUGCUGGUUGCUUUGCAGACAAGUAUAGAGACAAAAAUCCCUGCUGGGAGAUGCUUGCAGUCUAAGACCUCAUUCUGGUGGUGAGUGUAGAGCUGUAUUUUAAGCAAUGAGAAGCAGCAAUAUUAAAACCAAACCAAAAAAUUUGCUUUCAUUAUCUAGAAGAGAACUAUUGAAUUUUUGAAGGAUUCAGUUCUGAGCUUGCAGUAGUGCAUGUAACCACUUUAUAGCAAACAAUCUGGAGCAAGGUGCCUUUUGGUACACCUUUUACUCAGGAUUAAAAUAGGACACACUGAUGUGGAGUAGCAGUUGGUGAGAUGUGCUAAUUUCAUCUGUGAAGUACUGGGAAAUUUAAAGAGAGUGCCUCUGGCAUGCAGAGCAGACUGUUGUACUGCAGAGAUUCUGAGCUGACCUCUCAUCAAUGUCUCAUUUAAAUCCUGAAAAGAAGACUCUAGGUAAUUGGCAAGUAUCCUCAUUUUAAUAUGUGGCCAUAAAAAGGUAACGUAUGAUGAUUUUCAACAUCAGAGGAUUAACAUUUUACCUUUAAAUAAAAUAUGAUUAACUGGUACAGAAUUAAAAGUAAUAGAACUGAAAUAUUCAAACUAUGACUCUGUGGCGUCAGAUUAUGUGUCAAAUGUGACAGUUUAAGUACUGAAGAGAUUUAAAAAAUGAGUCAGCUGAAGGAUGUAUACCCCAAGCAUUGAGAAUAAAAUGGAAUAAAACAAUUGUAGCUAUCAAAACUUUCUUAAACUAUCCUGGCUGAAGGAACCAGGAAACCAAAAUAUAGUGUUGUUUACAGUGACUGAGUCUUGCCCAGGUGCCAGUGCAGGUGCAGUGAGGAGGUAGUUGGCAUGGUGUGAUGGCAUUCUAAACUAUGAUUUUAAGCCACCAUGUAUUGAUUAUGCUUAAAUUUAAUUGCCAGGCCAAGACUGUUGCUUCUGGAUCCAUCAGCCUGCAGAAAGGUUCAAAUAUGAUUGAUCUAGCAAUGCAUCUUUUCUUUCAACAGUUUGCAGUCAGCCAGGCGUUUUCUUGUCCCUGUACAAUUUCAUUUCUGUUAGAUUGGCACAUGUUUUGAUACAUGAAGCCACAUAUUUGCCGUCUGAAUUACUUAGUGUUACUGUUUGGAAAUGUGAAAAUGCCCUUGUGAAGGUUUGUCAUUUGACUUCCGCAUAUUUUAAGCCCUUGUUAGGGCUUUUUUUCUCCACCUAGUAGUUCUGUAAACUCAGCUUGGAAUUUGACAGUAAAGUGGCACAUUGCUGUCUUCUGAAGUCCUGUAAAUGAAUUUUUAGAGUUCAGUAUGGGCAUUUAGUAAUAUUCUUGUAGAUGUUGUUUUCAGCACAUUUGCACACAUUAAGCUGUGACACCUUGAAGUUUUGUAGGAAGUGCCAAGAGGAGGAGUGGAAUAUGACUCACGUUCCACAAUGCAAAAAUAAAAGAAAUGGUAAAUAAAAUGUGCUGUGGUCAUAAAAAUUGGCAGGUCUAAUUUUGUUUACAUCCAGAGAGUGGAAUACUCAAGUAAGUGUGUUGAUUUCGUGCAGUUUUUUCAGAGAGUAGAAUUUUAGUAAUUAUAUAAAAAUGCAAGCAAAACAUUUAACAGCCUUCAUAAUACAUGAACUCUUCCAGUGUGGAUUUCUUCAUAUUUCAUUGUCUUCAGAGAGAACUUUUUGGUUCCUAUAAAUAUUUUUAGGCACAUUGAUGAAAGAUCCUUAGAUGCUUUUAAAGAUGUUACUCAUUGUCUCAUAAUGGUACAGAAUAGGACUCAAGUGAGCACAGCUCUUAACAUCCAGCUGUCACUUCAGGUAACUGGACAAGUCCUGUGAGGCCUUACUGCUCUGUUUCAGUGCAGAUAACCAUAUUUAACUUGUCAUUGCUCUCUGCUUUAACCUGCCAAUUAAUCUCCUGCAUAAAUUUAUCCUAUGAAAAGACGGAAAUUAAAAAUAAGAAAUAUGUUUCUAAUUAUCUGUGGAAAGAAGUUAUGGGAGCAAGUAACUUACCUUCAGAACAGAAUUUCACUGUGGAAAGGACUGCAUGGCAUUGUCUCUGCUAGUGUGGGCCUAGAUUUGGUUACCCUGAAAGGCUCUUGAUUUCCUCGGAAAGCCAUCUGGGCAUACUGCCUUAGGUACAUCUGCUGUGAUGCCUGGGGAUCUGUGCACGCACAACCUGUGAAUCCUAGUUGAUUUUAAUGAACUGUUUAUAUUGAACUUCUCUCAUGUUGGCAAAUUUCAUGUUGUAUAUUACACGCCUCUUUCUGGAAACAGCCACAAGACAGUCGAAAGAAUUCAACAACAAUAUAAUUGCAUUGUUCUGACUGAAUAGUGAAGGCAUCAGAGAUUCUUCUGACUCAUCUUCGGGGGACAGAUGGCUAUCAGGAACGUUCUGGCUCUUUCAAACAAUUCUCUUAAAUAUUUCUGUUCCUAAAGCUGUAAAUAUCUGCCUUGGUUCAUUUGUUACUUCUCUCCACUGUGCCGUUUUUUAAGGAUGAGUGUUUAAAAAGAUCUUCCAAUGUUUUUUUGACAUCUUUUAAUUUCCAAGCUAGACACAGUCACAACUAGCUUAAACAUGCUUGUUCUUGUGCCAGUGUUUUGCUUAAUUAGAUCUUCCUUCUAUUUAAUGUUUAUGGAGAAGGAAUUAGAGCAAUAGACGUGCCCAGUCUCAAAGGGAAAAGAGAGGACAAGGUGAGAGAAGUUUCUUUCACUUGGAUGCCUGUUGUAUGAAUGAUGGGAACUGCUUGACUUUUGGAUUAUAAAAGGUGAGAAAUCUUGGUGAAAUGGAACAAGGUUGAGAAGGAUUGUAUGACUGAAAGGUCGGGGAGCUUAGCAAAGUCAGAACAGCAAUGUGUACUAAUUGGGGUUUGUUUGCUUUUCCUUCCAUGUGAAAGUUGCCUUGAUGAAGUUCAUCUUUGCAAAGCUAUGUAGCAAAAUUUCUGGUGAGCGUUACGGAAAGUCCCCAAAGGUCAAACUUUUAAGUGCACAUAUAUGGUACAAUUAAAGGUUGGUCCUCUUAAGUAACUGCAAUGACUGAGCCAACAAAUGAUGGUGAGACUUUAAAUAGGCCUGUUGACUUCCACCGUGCCAAAGGUGUCUUGUCCUCCUUGUUAGGAAUUCUGUUCAGUCUUGCUUUGCCAGAGAGUUUGUGGGACAACACUGUAAUUGUUCUUUUGUUAGUUGUUCAAGGACAUUGAGUUGUUGUGAAUGGUUUAAAUUGUCAGAGAAAAAGGCAUCAUGUAGCUGGAUCUGCGCAUUAGCUGUGUAGCUGUUGGUGUCUCAAAACUGUGAAUGGUGCUGCCCACAGUCAGGAUUUACUCCCCAGCAUUGUGAUUUUUGCCUUUUAAAUACCAGCAAUAAAGCAGUCAGAGGUUUGGGGUCUUCAUCUGCAACAGAUUUGUAUUUUAUAUGGUUUUCAUGUGCAUUUUCACUGUGUGUGAGGAAAUACACGUGGCGGAAAUAAUUCUGAAAAAAAAUUACAGAACAGUUGACUAUUAAUUAAAAGUUAUUCAGUCUUGUCCUUGGGUGUUUAUUUGGGCUUUGUCUUUGUCUGCAUCUGUCCCUCUUGGGGAUGAUUUGCAGCACUUUGCCGUUGGCAUGUCUGUUGCUCUUUGUAGACACUAGAAUAGAUUCUUACCUCAUAUUUCAUAGAAAACAUAUGAAAGUUCUGCAGUUAAUAUCUACUGAAGGAGCCAUUAUUUUCUGCUGCUCCUUGAGAUUAAAUAAAGUGUGGGUAACUUGCAUUGCAGGAGCUUUGCGCUGCGGUUCAUAGUUUUGACAUAAAAUUACUUUGGGCUUGCUGAAUCAGUGGUAUUUUGUCUCCAGUAUAUCUUCUGCCCCAAGAGCAACCCAGAAUGUGUUUGUGGACUGUAAUAAAGACUGGUUUGUGCUCUUCUCAUUUUAUAAUACUGCGUUGCUUUAGGUGUUGUUCUACUUUCUUUUUCUCAAUGUCAAGAGUUUUAUUUUAACAGGACUUGUGAAGUCUGGAGACUUAUGGAAGAUUACUAAAUCUGCCAGAAGUUUAUAAGGCUCUUGAAGAGUAUAUGAGAUUAUACAUAAACUCUUCUUCACUCUCUGAAUCUGGUUGUUAGAUGAUGUGAAACUUCAUUUCCUAGGAAAGAGGUUUUCUGCUCAGGAAAAAAUAUUCUUCCAAUUUUCCUGGAAGAUAAUUAGUCUCUCUUCGAAGUGUGUUGCCCAGUGGGGAUCUAUUCUUCAAUGCUGUGUGUUUUGAAAGUGUUGGCUUGUGUAUUUGCUGUAGGUUGAUUCAGUAAGGCAGUUGUGUAAAUCCCUACAUCUUGUCACUUUGUAUCAUAUUUUGCAUAUGUUUUAAUUUAACAUUAUUUAUUAAAGCCUGCUUGUCUUUGGAAUGAACAAUGUUUUUGGUCAGGAAAUGUAGGGAUGUAGGAGGGGGUCAGGAAGCUUCAAGAGAAUUUUUAAAGUCACAUAAUGGCUUUUCCUAUCACCUUUGUUAGUGAAGGCUACAGCACAAGGCUUUGCAGAGUUUCUUCAGGCAGCUGCAUGGAGGACAAGCAUUACUCUCCUGUAUGGACUGCAAUUGUGCUGUUACAUCAUGUGAAGAGAAAAAGAGAUGAUCUCUUGGAGUUCCUACUGCAGACAUUCUGACAACAUCAUGCUUCUGGAUACGAAUCUUUGGGACUUUCUCAUAUUCUUCCUAAAGAGUAAAGAUAAGCCCAUGACCCAGGGUAUUGUUCAUCCAGUCUAAGCUGUGCUGAACUCCUUGGAGAGGCGUGCUGAAGGCUAGUUUGCUCAAUCCUCCCUCUCAGCCUUGGCACUGUUUGCUUGCCCACCUUGAUUUGAGUGACAUCUGUGAUCCACUGCUGCGGAUGGGUCUGCAGUCAGUGUGUUUAGGUAAUGUCUCCUGUGCCUGUACUGCAGACAUGUCCAGAAAUUAGUGCAGUAGCCAGUCACAACACAAAUUGUCAGUGCAGUAUGUGGAAUCAUUCUCUACCCAGGAGACUCACCUGUAAAUUAAUGUGAAUACACACAGUGUUUCUUUUUUUCCUGCUCAUCUCCCAUUUUUUGUCAAUCAUGUAGUAUUGAGUACGCAAAGAAUGGAGAGACUCUGAGUUAGUACUAGUUUGUUUAUUAGUAUGAGAUAUAUUUUCCCUAGAAUUUGUUAAAGUCUGUACUUUGUUUCUGGAAUUUGGAUACUCUCAUCUCAAUUUUAUCUCAAGCAGAGUGAGUCUUCUAGACUUGUCUAGAUUUAUGGGUAGUGGACAGUAGUUCUUCCAUGAUUGCAAACUUUCAUGUCAGAACAAUCAUCAAAACACUUUUUUUUUUUUUUUUAAACAUAACAGUUUCAUGUUUGGAAAGCCAGUUUGAGAAUCAGGUGUAAUAUCAAGCCUAGUGCCAAGAUUAAGUCUAUGAUAACAGGAGAAUAAUUCACUGUAACAUUUUCAUACAUAAAGCUGCACUGAAUGCACAUUAAUAAAACAGAUACGUGGAGGGAUGGUGUCACACUGCAAGAUGUUUGUCAGGUUGUUUUCACUGGCCUGACAGAGCUCCAGUAUGAAAGGUACAGAGUGUGGACAGACUCUGUAAUGAACUUGCAUACCAAAUCAUCUGCCAGAACUCUGGUCAGCUGGGAACAGACUUGCUGACAGACAUGAGACUCCUGGUAUAGCCAUGUGGUGCUUUAUCUUUUAUUUAAAACUCAGUUGGCUCUUUGUUCUGUAAGUUUAAUAGAAAUGUAGUCUCUAUUGCCACAAUGUCAAUUUUGCUGUAGUUUAUCGUGCAGAAUGUUGAAUGCUAUAUGCCUUGCUCUGUGAAAAGGAUGCAUUAGGAGUCUUGGAAAAUGCAGCAAUGCUCAAAACAGAUUUUGAUUGAGAUUCAUUUACAGAAGGAGUCUCCCACAGUUUUUAUGGUCUCGAACAAACAAUGGUUUGGUGAAAUAAACUGUUAUAUGUGAAAAUUACAACAGAAUUUAUAGUGGCUAGAGACCCUCGGUGCAGUGCUAGGAAAUGGUUGUUAAUUGAUCCUAACAUUUUGUUAUGAUGGAUCUUGUGUAGAAAAGAAAACAACUUCUAGCAUCUUACAUAUUUUAUUAUUUCUUUUUCAGUUAUUUCUUACAUUAGGGAUAGAAAUCUGUUCUGUCAGCCUCUUGGCUUACAUAGUAUUUGUUCCUAAACAGGCAUUGAAAAGUAAGUGAAUUAAAGACAAGCUGUAAUUUUUUUCAUUUAGAGUUGAUCAAAAUUUUAAAUUUCUAUUUUGCAGGGAUUGUUAAUACUUUGAAAAGCAAUUUUGUUUCACUAAAAUGUCUUUCAAAUGAAUUCAAAGAUGCCAUGUUUUGAUUUUAUGUUGUUUCAUGACAUGGUGAGAGAAGCAUGUUGUGAUCCUGCUAUCCUGAUGAUUGUGCUCAGACAUAAUGGAAGUGAUCUAUUUGUUUUUUUAAAGUGUGUCAGUCUGUCAUUGCAAGACACAAUAUAUAUCAAUACUGAAUGUCAGUCAUUUUGUUAGGCUUUCAGCUACUGCCAUAUCAUUAUGACUUUUUUUUAUAAUGAGCAAAACAUGACAAUUUGUGAUAAAAGAAAAUCUCAGCAAGCAACCCAACACCUGAUGCAAAAUGAAAAUAUUGUCAUCUUUGAAAAAAAAGAGAGGAUUUUCUUAGAUUUCAGCAAGUUGGUUUUCUUCUUCGGUUUGAAAAGUGGUUUUGACAAAAUGUUGAUGUUGUAUUAGCAGCAUGUAUUAGAAUUAGACCUGAAAGAGAUCCUUAGGCAUCCUUUUCUUUCCCAGCAGAGGAUGGGUCACUGUCUGUCUUUCUCUCUGGCUUCUAGUUCUUUGUCCAUGUAACCUGAAUUUAAGUUCAGAUUUUCCUUCCAGUUUGGAAGUGUUGCCAUAACUGUAGGGCUUUCUCUGUAAAUCUGAAUUGUUUCUAAUUCGACAAAGCAAGCUCUGCAGUGUCCACGGCUGAUUAAGCUUUCCAAGCUGUCACAGGUUUGCUCUGUCCUCAGCUGCGCUUAGUGAAAUGCGCUGCAGGUUGGGUACCCAUCCCACAGAUUUCUGGUAGGGUUGGUGAAGUUGAGCAGAUUUCAAGGGGCCGUGAUAUAUUAUGACAAAAGUGAUGGGUAGGCUGUUUGAUCAGCAUUAACUACAAUGCCAGUAGACCUUUAACUUAGCUGCCAUUAAUUCAGCCUGACUAAAAUAGCAUUUAGAGUUAAUGAAACUAGUUUUAACAGUAUCUGCAAUGCUUUCUGUGUGCGAACGUGUGACAUUUUACAAGUACAUUGCAAAGACUAAAUUGAUUCUUAGAAGAAUACAUUUCUCUAGUCCAGACAAGACCUAAUAGAUCUUUUUCCUAGAUAGCAGACUUAACUUUUUCUUAAUUUUCUCUCUUGAUUAAAAUCCUGAAUGGGUUGAGGUUUCUACUAAAUGUCUGCUCAAAACAAGCUUAGAGAAAAUGGAAUGUCAGCCUUAAAAAUGUCACCUUAAUAUGGUUUGACAUGAUAAGGUCCUAGAAGUCUCCUAAGGAUAUAUAUGCAAGUAUGGACUACAUAUGCUUGCUGUAUUUGGAAUCAGUGUGUGCAGGAAUGUAUAUUCAAAAAAUAUUGAUGACACUGUGCUGUGGAGAGUGCUUGGAAUAAGGAGCACUGGCAAAAAAAGAAAAAAAAAAAGGAAAACUGACUGGCAAACCCAAGAUACAGAGGUGGAUGAAAGGCAACUGAAUAUUCAAUAUGGAGGGUUAAAAAAAGGUAUCAGGCUGCUGGGGCAAAGGAGCAGAUCCCCUGUUAAAGGGGAAAAAACAGAGUUCUCAUAAAAAAUUUGCUUAUUAAUACUUAGAUUUAAUAAGGGAAAUAGUGCAAUUCUAAAAGAUAUUUAUGCUUCUGGUGUGAAAUGGAAACAGUUUCUUUUCUGUUUUUGUGCAUGUGCACAAGCAUUUAUAUUAUUCUAACAUUUUUUUAUAGUGCUGCCUAUGUUUUUAGCACAGAAGAUAUACUAGUUUUGGUAAGUUGAUUUUUGUCUAUCCAUAAAAUUCUGCUGACUUCUCUUUUUUGUCUAAGUAUUUGACUGAUUAUUGAAUUCCAUGCAUUUAUGAGUACUUCAGAAGUCUUAUUUAACAAUUAGUGCCUGGAAAAUCGAGGAAAGGCACAUGUCAUGCAUGUGCCACAUAUUUAAAUCACACUUUAAAAAAGCCAUCUGUUCAACACUUUGUUUUUAGGGCUGUUCUACAGAGAAGUGUACCAUUAAUAAGGAGAGUUCAAAACCAGCUUAGGUACCUAUUAGGCAUAGUGUUAAUGUUAGUUUUUUUAUGUAUAUAUAUAUAUAUAUAUGUUUGUGUGUAUUACUAGAUGCCUAAAUUUCCAAAACAGUAACAAUUUAACCUGAGCUCUUGAGGGUGACAUUUUGCAGCUUGUAAGCAAAGUAGAGUCUGGACAAAGACAAUAGAGUUUCACAUCAAGCUGUUGGCAGUAGCCUCUCAUAAAACUUAAAAUUUUUAUUUGUGAUUGUUUUUCUGCUCUUAUAUAAUUUGAAAUUGGGUAACAAUUCUCUGGAAUAAGCUAUAACCACUUAUGUGUUUUAAUAAUACAAGGUUUUGCAAUAUUGUCCAACAGCUGUUGAAUUUAUUUUUUAUUUUCUUGGUUCAGAGCAGGCACAUUACAGUUAUACUUUAUCUGAAACUGUUAUCUAAAACAAGAUUAUGGCAACCAAUUAUUCUGUGUUUAAUGUUGGUGGGCAAAUUCCCCAGACCAUCUAAGCUUGUUUAAUAUCCCCUUGCAGUGUUUGGACAAUGGACUGUUGUUAUUAGAAACUAUGAAUCAAAGUUAAAUUGAGGGUAUGAAUCAUGUUUAAACUGCAGAACAAAAUCAUGAUGAUGUGAAAGUGCAAGUAAGUAAAGUGAACCAUAGGAUAAAAUAAUGCAGAUUCUUGCUUAAAGUAGGUGCAGACUAGUUAAGUCCUCUCUGAUGAGUGAGAGACUUGCACAGAUGAUCCCUGACAUGUUUAAUUUGCACUGCAUUGAUGUGGUGAAGUGUGGGCUUGGUGACUUCAUGUUCUGGAUGCACCUGGUCUGCAGCUUAGCUGUUACUGAACCAUCCUGUGGGUCCUCUGCCCUUGCUUCAGAUCUGAAAGAGUAGAGGUGUUGCAAAAUGUCCUUUUGUAGCACAAGGUGGUGCCCUUCCUACCAGAAGACACUUGAGAGGAUGAUAGGGAGAGGUUGUAGGGGUUUGCAGGAGAAGCAGUCGCUUCUGUUUGUUAGAUCAAGAGGCAAAAAGGGUUUAAUGAAAUUAAAUUUAUGCUACUAAGACUUCUGUGAAUUUGGUAAGUGGAGCUUGGAUUAGAAGAACAGAAAUAAUGGUUCCUUGAGGCUUACAAAUUUCCAUGUUUGCCUUACUUCCAAGGUAGGGUAAGUGAUGUGGAAGCCUUUAUAUAUUAGCCCAAAGUUUGCUUUUCCUGAAACAUGAUUUUUACGUUUUAUGCAACUGUGGAAUAUUUUUCCUUUCUGUUGUCUACUAAUAAGCGAUGUCUUUGUUCUGCUCCUAACUGGACUGAAUAUUUUGUGUCCCACACUCUUCUUUGAGAAAGUGUUUUGGUGAGGGUUGGUUUGCAUAUUUGAAAAUGCAAAAGGACAUGUUCAAGUAUGUAGCUAGCAGUCCCAGACCAGCAGGAUAUGUGUAUCUCUGCAUCUUACUGGAUAUGUCUAUCUCUGCAUCCAGUUGUGGAUGCACAAAGUAGAUGCAUAUUUGUGUAAUGAGGUUUUUCUGAACAGCAUGGACCAGGUCCAAACUGAACAAUUUGUUGUAUCUGACUGCCUCUAAACGGUUUGGGAAAUGUUUACUGCAAAAGCAUGUGAGUCUGUCUUCUAAAAUAUUAAAUCCAAGAAGCGCAAGGAAGAGCAACAAGAAAUUUAAAAUAAGGAUGUUAGUGUAAUUCAAAAUCACAUCUCUUAAAACAAUAAAACUUCCCUCACACAAUCUGUGUGUUGUCGGAUUUUGUGAGUUUCGGUUGAACUCGUGAUGCGUGUGUGCUGACUUCUGUGCAGAAUCUUUUCAGUAAUCCAUAUCGUUAUCACUGCGCUGAUUUUAAAAUCUUAACUCUCUACACGCUCUGAGCAACUGUAUGGUAAACAAGCCUUGUUACUUAUCCUUACCUUAGACUUUAUGUGCAAACUUUAAUACCUUAUUCAUAUAAGGUCUGACCUUUUCUACAGUUGCAAACAAGCCUCCAAAUAAACCUUGAAUUAUUAAACCAACCUUUAUGUGAAUGUAAUGCGGUUCUCAUACUAUUUUAUAUUUCUCUGGCUUCCAUGCUGGUAUUACAGGAAUGCAUUCAAAUGGCAAAUCUGUCCUUCAUAAGCAAAAUAGGUUUACCUUUUCCUAGUUAGGCAAAAAAUUCAGUCUAAAUUUUGUUUGAGCGGAACUUAGAUCCUGUAAUAAACAUUAUGGGCAUAGAAGAAACUUCCAUUCUCUUGUUAAUUGGCAUAUAAGGGUCUGUUUCAAGUCAUAUUACAGGAUUACCACUAUUAUAAAUAUUGGAGAUUGUCUCCUAAAAUAAUGACAUCAGUCAUGUCAUGUUGUAGUAACUGUGUUGUUUCUGUUUAUUGUGUGUAUGCCUGAACCAAGUAUUGUGAGGUUGCAGUGGUGUGUGUGUUUUUGUUUGUGUUCUAUUAGCAAUUUCUGAUAGGAAGGUGAAACCAACAGUCAUGGACUGAGGAGCUGUUAUGCCAAGAAUGACUUUAUCUUUCUUUAAAGACAUCCAUUCUCUGAGCUUGUAGUCAGCCUCGUGAAUUCCUGGGCUUGGGACUUCGGGUUUUGCAGGGAGAAGGAAAGAGGCUGUAGAGAUCAGUAAGUGAGAGUGAAAGCAUGAGGAUGGACGUGCAUAUUCUGUCUUAAAAAGUAAACUUGCUGGAGUUUUUUGUUGGGGAAAAAGAAAAGUCGUGUUCCAACUUGGCAUUUUAAGUUUCCCUUAAAUGCCAGUCUGAGGCAUAUUUGCAGCUGUUCCCGUUGAAUAGUGCAAAGGCUUGACUUGUGUGGUUUUCAAUGGCAUUCAAGGUUUCUGUGCCCUCUCAAAAAGUGUUACAUUCAUUUAUGGCUGUGGCACAUGCACAAGAAUGGAGAUAUCUGGCCUUGAUUUAUGCUGCUUCACUGCAUGCAUCUCCUUGCUUAAGUCAAGGCUCCCAAUUUCAGGAGUCAGCCAAUCUCCUGAAUAUAAAGGCACAAAGGGCAGGAGAAAAAUUAUGAUUAAUGUUUCCCACAUUGCCAUGACUUCUGUUAGAGGCCCGAAGAGUUGAGAUAUUUGGUUCCUUUUAAGAGAACAUGGGAAAGUUUGGGACAGGAUACAUGAAAUAUGGAGAUAUUAACUACAGCUAAUGAGAGAUGUGAGAAGGAGCAUGAGUAGUUGCUUGUUUACCUUAUUAUGGAGUAACAUGAACCAAAAUACCUUAAGUGUGGGGGAGUUGUUAGUGAAACCAUUCUAGGAAUUUUACAGAUGUUUUUAGCGAGCUUUUUUAAUCUGUGGUGUUUACAGAUGUUUUUAGUGAGCUUUUUUAAUCUGUGGUGUUAAUAAGUGUUGUAGAUUUUUGAUGUGUUUCCUUUUUUGGUUUUACAUGGAUUUAUUUGACUGAUUUUAGUGAACUGUUUUGUAAGUCAUACAGAAUAUAUGGUAUGAUUGGAAUAGUGUUUGUACCGAAAUCUGAAUUUUUGCAUGCCUCACUGCUUGUUACUUUCUUGUUGUGAACCUUAAUGGUGGAUUAAAAUAUUUGCAUUUAUUUUACCUUGGAUUUCAAUGUAUUUCAGUGAAGUUAACAACCCAUACGCUAUUGAUGUAAGAGGCACAGAAAAGGUAUUCAAUGUAUUGAAAGAGACCACUUCAGUGUUUCUCACAGAAAUGCUUGAGAAUAUACAAGAAUUUCUGUUUUAAAACUAAACUAUAAUUCUAGGCUUGUCAUUAUUGCUUGUCUAGGCAAUAACUCUGGGCUUGUCAUCGUAGAAAGGCACCUUCACACAUCUUUAAUUUCUGUAACUAGUUUUAAUAAUUUCCCUGGGACCAUCCAGAAAAUAGACCUUUUCUCAGUUAUGUCCUGGUUAUGCAGGUCAAAUUGAUUUAUUUUUUGCUAUCACUUUUUUUUUUUUUUUUUUGUGAUCUGGAUAAGCAUACAUAAACAUGAAAUUAGGGGUAUUGAGCUAUACCUAGCAUUUUAUAUUCUUUGCAAUGGAAUUUCUUCCUUUUUCAGAAGACAGACCACAAAAACAACCUGAUGCAUACUUUACUUUCUGGAUGUAGCACUGUACAAUUUAGCUUGAGACCACAGAAACUUUGGCAAUUCUAAGACUUGUUCAGCUUGUAAUAACAUUGUGUAGAACUCUACAUGAACCGGGAAAUUAUUGUGUGUCUUCUUAAUUGCAAAAUUACACCUACAAUUUUGAGGAAGAGGGAUAGUGUUGAGGAGAUGGGAAAUUUCAGGUGUUUUUUUAUGCUUUGCAGUCAAUUAUAAAAACAGUAUGAAACUGCGAUUUGUAUGCAUGAUGGUUUUUCCCUUUAGUGAUUAUGAAAUUAGAAUGGUGCUGUGUAUAUGUGUCUCUAUAUGCAUGUUUCAUGCUUUAAGAGAACAUGCAGGGCUACUGAAUUAAAAUAAUGUAGUUGAGACUUCAUGGAAUCAUCAUCCUCUUUUGAAAAUUAAUUAGGAGGUGCAGUAACUUCCAUUUUGUGUGUGCAAACAGAAAAUGAGCGUAUGGAGCCAAUGGGUGUGUAUCUGUACUAAACUUUGUGUACUGUCUUUACUCAAACCUUUUGACUGUAUUUGAAUCAUCUUCUAAAUUCUACUUUCUUGUAACUAAUUUACAUAAUGCUGCUGCUCACUUAAAAUCAGCUCAUUCUAAGGACUGAUAUAAUGUGUUGUGCUAAUCUAGGUUCUUUCGUUCAAGGAGAUCAGAGUGGUUUGCAAAUGCUUAUAAUUCUGUCCUCAUCCUGUGAGUUAGAAUGUAUUGCUGCAUCUCAUCUUCAUAAAAAUAAAAAAAAAAUUAAGUAGAAAUUUGAGAAUUUGUCCAAGAUAUUAAAGGAAGAUUAUAGCAGAACUAUGUUUAAAACUUGGAUAUCUUUGUCCUGGCACUUGCAUUUUCCUUUGGUUUUUUUGUCUUAAUUUCUGAGCUUGCACAAUAAAGACUCUGGGUGAAAACUUUUGCCUUUA